Molecule: messenger RNA, 1849 nt
Organism: Impatiens glandulifera
Lineage: Eukaryota; Viridiplantae; Streptophyta; Magnoliopsida; Ericales; Balsaminaceae
Product: protein indeterminate-domain 4, chloroplastic-like
Exons: 4
Coding region: 18-1595 (525 amino acids)
Cellular component (GO): nucleus
Molecular function (GO): DNA-binding transcription factor activity
Source: RefSeq, a predicted model, not a curated record
UAGAAAAACCAAGACCUAUGGCGGCAUCCUCUUCAUCAGCUUCGGCUUACAAUGGAAUGAGAGAAGAACCGGAGAUGAAAGAACAACAACUGCAGCCGAAGAAGAGAAGAAAUCAACCAGGAACACCAAAUCCAGAUUCAGAGGUGAUAGCUUUAUCUCCCAGGACUCUUAUGGCCACAAACAGAUUCAUAUGCGAGGUUUGCAGUAAAGGAUUUCAGAGGGAACAAAAUCUGCAACUACAUAGAAGGGGGCACAAUCUUCCAUGGAAGCUAAAACAGAAGAAUCCCAAAGAGGUGAGAAGGAAAGUGUACCUUUGCCCUGAGACAUCCUGUGUUCAUCAUGAUCCUUCUCGAGCUCUUGGAGAUUUAACUGGAAUCAAGAAACAUUACUUUAGAAAACAUGGUGAGAAGAAGUAUAAAUGUGAAAAGUGUUCAAAGAAGUAUGCUGUUCAAUCUGAUUGGAAAGCCCAUUCUAAAACUUGCGGAACUAGAGAAUAUAGAUGUGAUUGCGGCACUCUCUUCUCAAGGAGAGACAGCUUCAUUACCCACCGGGCAUUUUGCGAUGCUCUGGCUCAAGAGACUGCAAGACAUCCUUCAAACUUAGCCUCAAUUAGCAGCCAUUUGUAUGCUGGUAGCAACAAUAUGAGCUUAGGCCUAUCCACAGUUGGUUCCCACCAGCAGCUUCCUUCCAUUAAUCAAGAUCAUCAGCUUCUAGCACAAUCGUCCGACAUCCUUCGCCUAGGUAAUAACCGUUUGACACCAUUUGAAAGUCUUGUUGGUGGCUCAUCCUUCCGCACACCUAUGAUGCCACCUCCACCAUCACCUUUCUACCUACACGAGUCUUCCAAUGGUAAUUUGACUGAAAACAAGCUUUCUUUGAUGCAUGGACUGAUGAACAACAACAACAACAACAUGAACAACAACAUCCCUACUGAUCAUGAAACAAGCCCCCUUGGCUUCUUCUCCAACAACAACUUUCUCGUUAAUCCAAAUGAAGGGACGGGCAUGUUCUCUACUAGCUUAUUGGGAAGCCAAAUGACUUCAAACGCUCCAUCCCUCUUUUGUCAGUCUAAUGACAUCAACAAUAACAACAACAACAACAAUAUCAGUGCCUCUCACAUGUCAGCCACUGCACUGCUUCAGAAGGCUGCUCAGAUGGGAUCCAGCACAAGCAACGCUAGUGCGACACUGCUUAGAGGGUUUGCUAGCUCCACCUCAUCCUCAUCUUCGACCGGUCCAAAGACAGACAGGCCUCUACCAAUUAUGUCCCAAAACCUAGGAAGUAUGUUUGGAAACAAUGUUGCUGUUGAUAACAACAACAAUAAUCUGAAUGACUUGAUGAACUAUUCUCUACCCGGGGAAAACGGAGGGAUGGUAUUCGGGGCUAUGAAUGGUUACGGAAAAGAAGGAACGUUCUUGAACAUGAACCAAAAUCACUUGAAGAAGGAAUCUGAUAGCUUCACAAGAGAUUUUCUUGGAGUAGGGCAAAUGGAGAGCAUGUUUUCAUCUAUUAGAGAGAAUGGGGUUGAUUUGGUAAGCUCUUUAGAAUCAUCAGAUCAAGGAAAAGCUGUUGCUCGAGACGGGAAUUUUCAAUGAAAAACAAAAAAAAAAAUAUGGGGAGAAAAAUAAAGAAAAAGAAAUGAUACAAAUGCUCUACAGGUGUUGGAAAAAGAAAGUACAGGAGGAAGAAGAAGUUUUGCAAAUCUCUCCGGCAACUUCUCCGACGACAUGCUUACAAUAAUUAGUUAAAUCAUCUCAAACGACAGAUAUUUUAUACAUGCAUGCAGCUACAGCUCUCUCUCUCAUGAAUUCUUUUUUCUUCUUGACAAUUAAAAGUACUGUGUUUGUGA